CGAGCACACGAUGUGUUGCCCAUACAAUGGCAACCCUUCUUACCUUAGCAAUCGCCGCGGAUCAAAUGUCUACACCAUUCUUAAUGAGUACAAAUACAUCAACCAGAAUGCUCUACCUACCGUUUUAGCCACAGCCGAGCGUUGCGGUGAUCAAACAUCGAUUGAGACGACCUUUGAAAGUUCGCCAUGGCUUCGCCAAUACCCAGCGCUAUCAAGCAGUGGAAUGUUGUUGGCCAAGACGGCUUUCAAUCCCUCAGGUUCUCGGAACAGACAUUGCCUGAAUUUGGCGACAGUCAAGUUCUGGUGAGAUUGCAGGGAGCCACCUUGAAUUUCCGUGAUAUUGUCAUCCCUAGUGGGAAAUACCCUUGGGACGUCAAGUCCAAUGUCGUGCCCGGAUCCGACGGCGCCGGCACAGUCUUGGCCGUUGGGAAAGAUGUUACCCGAUUCAAGCCGGGCGACAAGGUCAUCACUGUCCUUAGCCCCGAAUAUCUUGGAGGACCUGUAACCGACGAUAUUACGAAAUGUGGACUUGGCGGCAGCAUCGAUGGCACUUUCCGCACCGUCGGCGCCUUCAGCGAGCAAGGACUUGUGCCGAUGCCUGAAGCAUUGACCUUCGUCGAAGCUGCUUCGCUAACUUGCGCCGGUGUAACUGCAUGGAACGCUCUUUUUGGAUUGGCCGGGAAACGAGUCUCGCCAGGCCAAUGGGUUCUUACACAGGGCACCGGCGGGGUCAGCAUCUUCGCGAUUCAGUUUGCCAAGGCCGCCGGGGCGAGGGUCAUCUCCACCACGAGUUCUGUAGAGAAGGCGAAGAUCCUCGAGGAGCUUGGCGUCGAUCACAUCAUCAAUUACCGCGACACAGUCGACUGGGGACUGGAAGCGAAAAGGCUGACAGGAGGGUCUGGCGUGGAUCUUGUCGUUGAGAUCGCGGGCGAAACAACAUUGAGUCAAAGCCUCGCGAGCGUGAAGCUUGAUGGUACUAUCGUAACCACUGGCUAUGCUGGCGGUGAAGCAAAAGGUCAGAAGGUGCCGACGUUCUUGGACUCCUGGCUGAGCCUUGUCACGGUUCGAGGGGUCUGGGCUGGUAGUCGCAUGCAAAUGGAGGAAAUGUGUAAGGCUACUGAUGAUCGUCCGGACAAGCUCCGUCCCAUCAUUGACUCCAAGGUGUUCAAGCUAGAGCAGCUCAAGGAUGCUUAUGAGUACUUGGAGUCAGGAAAGCAUCAAGGAAAAGUUGGCAUUGAAAUUGAGUAAUAUUCUGUUGUAUUUCCCCUCAUCACUAUCAUUCAUCCUCUUAUCCGGAAUGAUUCGCACACAAAAUCAGAGAACAUUGAUGAGGGCGAAUUGAUUCCUGUAUCCCAG
Messenger RNA from Colletotrichum navitas, 1356 nucleotides. Its product is annotated as zinc-binding dehydrogenase. Gene Ontology annotation, molecular function: oxidoreductase activity. Lineage: Eukaryota; Fungi; Ascomycota; Sordariomycetes; Glomerellales; Glomerellaceae. The transcript is spliced from 3 exons. The coding region runs from base 187 to 1248 and encodes 353 amino acids. The record is from RefSeq and is a predicted model, not a curated record.